AGUGCAACUCGAACUUGGUCGGGGCGCGGAUCCCGAGAGUAAGUGUUGGCGGGCGCGAGGGAGAGCGCCCCGAGAGCUGGAAGGCCACGCCUCCUCCCGCCAACCCUCUCAGCCGUGCAGCUGGGGCCGGAGCUCAGAUUUGUUGUCUAGGAUUGAUUUGGAUGAACUCAUGAAGAAGGACGAGCCACCUCUUGAUUUUCCUACCACGCUGGAAGGAUUUGAAUAUGCUUUUAAUGAAAAGGGGCAGUUAAGACACAUAAAAACUGGGGAACCAUUUGUUUUUAACUACCGUGAAGACUUACACAGGUGGAACCAGAAAAGAUACGAAGCUCUGGGUGAGAUAAUCACAAAAUAUGUUUAUGAGCUCCUGGAAAAGGACUGCAAUUUGCAAAAAAUCUCUAUACCAGUAGAUGCCACUGAAAGUGAACCAAAGAGUUUUAUCUUUAUGAGUGAGGAUGCUUUGACAAAUCCACAGAAACUGAUGGUUUUAAUUCAUGGUAGUGGUGUUGUCAGGGCAGGUCAGUGGGCUAGAAGGCUAAUUAUUAAUGAAGAUCUGGACAGUGGCACACAGAUACCUUUUAUUAAGAGAGCUGUGGAUGAAGGGUAUGGAGUCAUAGUCCUGAACCCAAAUGAAAACUAUAUUGAAGUGGAAAAGCCAAAAGGGCACAAACAUUCAUCUUCUGAUGGCACAGAGGAGCCAGCAGAGAAGCGGGAAAGGAAAGAUAAAGUCUCUAAAGAAACAAAGAAGCGCCGUGAUUUCUAUGAGAAGUACCGUAACCCCCAAAAAGAAAAACAAAUGAUGCAGCUGUUCAUCAGGGAAAAUGGCUCUCCUGAAGAGCAUGCAGUCUACGUCUGGGACCAUUUCAUAGCCCAGUCUGCUGCUGAGAGUGUGUUUUUUGUUGCUCACAGCUAUGGGGGACUUGCUUUUGUUGAACUGAUGAUUCAACGAGAAGCAGACGUAAAAAGUAAGGUGACUGCUGUGGCAUUGACAGACUCUGUUCACAAUGUGUGGCAUCAAGAAGCUGGCAAAACCAUCCGAGAAUGGAUGAGAGAGAACUGCUGCAACUGGGUCUCCAGCUCAGAACCACUGGACACAUCAGUGGAGUCCAUGCUGCCUGACUGUCCCCGAGUCUCUGCAGGCACUGACCGCCACGAGCUAACUUCCUGGAAGAGCUUCCCGUCCAUCUUCAAGUUCUUCGCGGAAGCCUCGGAGGCCAGGAGCGGCUCCCAGAAGCCCGCCCUGACGCGGCGCUCGCACCGGAUCAAGCACGAGGAGCUGUGAGCUCGCCGCCGCCCGCCGCCCCGCAGCCUGGGGCCCCCUUGAGAUUGCUCUCUUCCUACAGCACAGGGUCGUCCUGUGUUCGUCUAAAUAGCGUUUUGAAUUAUUUCUAGAUGAGUGCAACUGUCAAAGCAAUAUGGACUCGGUGGCCGCAUUUUCUGCGGGCUGAGACGGGGCUUCGCGCCGGGGUUGGCGACCCUGCGCCCGAGCCCCACGGUCCUCCCCGCUUCCACCCGCCCGGCCGAGCCGCGGGCGCUGCUGCCCAAGCGGCGUCUGCGCGGUCCUACCGCCCGCUGCAGCGCGGCCACUGCUGCCCAGUCUCAACCCUGCCCAUUUUUACUCCCCCUUAACUUAGCAAGCUUUUACUCUAGACUUCAAACUUUAACUGUAACCAGGUUUUUCCCUCGGGUCAUCUUGUGAGCACUCUUUUAUAGAAGGCCACACUCCCGGGUCCCAGAAAUGCCAACUUUAAAUUGAGAACGUGUCCGCCGUGAUGUAUUAUGUAGUUUGGGGAGUACAAAUUGUUCUCUCCCUGUAACGACCUAUUCCCAUUUCAAGACCAAAAGAAAAACUUUGCAUAAAAUGUUCAUAAAGUACUGAAUCCGAAUUAUUUUUUCUGAACAUACCUGCCGAGUUGAAUAAGAGUUCAGGAAGAUGUUCAAAUAUUUUAGAUGUAGGUAAAAGGCCCCAUUUUCACUGAAAUUUCUAACUUUCUUGUAAGAACGGACCCUCCUGUUAACUAUGUAACAUAAGGAGUACAUUUAGAUGAUACACCGAAGGUUUGCUGUCUGUGUACUGCCACUGCGCAGCAUCAUCAGUGGUGGUUAGUAAUCCGUACUAACUGUACGUGCACCUGUCAUGUAGUAAACCCUUUCAGGUACAGGAUUUGUUUUUCUUUUUACUGUCGACAAAAAAUAAAAAAUAAAAGUUCAUGCCCUCGACCUUCUGAAAAGCUAAGUAAGGUUAAACUGCUUCAGUUUCCAUCAUUCUCUCUUUUAGGUCCAGAUAUUUAGUGUUCCACUUCCUCUGAUAGGGUUUUUCCCUAUCAGCGGUUAGGUUCUCUGACCUAAGGGGAUCUGGCCAACACUGACAUACAGAAGAUAAAAUAAGUCGACAUUUUACUGACUUUCAAAUUAAAACAGAACAUUAGUUACUUGAAGGAUUUAAUUAGUGAAGAUUAUAUCCAGUGGGUGAGACUGUGAAUUUAAUACUAACAGUUCUUUCUUAAGUAAAUUCAACAAGUAAUGCAUCUGCCUUCUUUGAGAACAUGUAAAAGAAUGUCUGAAAUGAUUCUGUGGCACUGGCUAAGGCCUCAGAAGGGUAAUCUGCACCCAACAAGCAUAUUAAGACAAAAUGGAGAAUUGUCUUAAUAUUAUGAACUAAUUUCAGCAGGUUUUAAAAUUGAUUAUAUCUCGUGUUCUUUGGCGUAUACAUGCAUUCAAUAGUUCUGUUUUCAGUGCCAGGGAAGUAAAGUGGCCAGUGGUCAUGUCUGGCCGUCUUCUGAUAUUACUUAAACGGAAGCAACUCAAGAUGAAUCAAAAUUGCAUUUUAUCCAGCUCCUGGGCAGUUUAAAAUGUGUUACUUUAACAAUGUUAAGCACAUUGCUCUGUCAUAGUGACCCUUACAUUUCUAAUUUUAGAAGGUCUGGUGAACUCUGUAAAAAUAAUAUCUUCCUAAUGACUGGGUUUGAAAAAUUGCUGUUGAUUGAUGUAUCUUACCAAAUGUUAUACAUUAUAUGAUGUUUUCAGUAUAUGAAAAUAUUCACAAGAAACUAACUUUGUGACAUUAAAACAAAAAGCCAACACUUAUACAGGAAUAAAUUUGCUAAGCUGAGUUAAAGCAAAGUAAAUGCACUCAGCUUAUGAACCAAAGGAUUCCUGGUCCUUCUCUCCAGAUUUCUCACUUACAUAGAGAAAGUCACUGUUUCCUUGGGAUGAGUACUUACAAUCACUGAAUUGUUACCUUGUUACUUGUCUGGUAGAGAACAAUUUACAAAGUUAUGUUUUGUAAAUGUCUAUUACUAUUUGUAGAUCUGCACUGUAGCAACCCAGAGGGAGCAAAGCAAAGCACUUCCUUAUAAAACAGGAUUUCCUAACCUGUGGAUUGGGAUGCUAUUGGUAUUUGCUAACAGCAAGCAGUUGGCAGUACCCCGCUGCCUGCAGAGUGGUGGCCAAUGGUAAUAUUUCUUCUCUGGUCUUCUCCCUGUUAUUUUCUUUAAAAGAGUCUACACAUGUAAUGGUUUAAAAGCUGGCCGUGCCCCCCCCCCAAUCAUAUGCUUAGUUCUUAGAAUAAAUAGGUUGAGAAAGACAUGAAUUGGAGAUUCAGAACAGUCCUGUUGAAGCUUCAGUGCCAGGCAAUCGCUUUGGAACUUUCUAAAGUGACCCAACAUGCAGUCCUUGAAAGUCACCCUGGGUAUCUGAAAGACCAUUUACUUGUGAUAAUUGUUCUUUUCUCAGAGUUCUGCCUUGUGCUUCCUGGAAUACAUUUUUGUUUCUAUAUCAAAAAUAAAUAAAUAAAGCACAAGAGUCUCCUAUCAUCUCUUUUCUGUUUAACAUUUUAAAAUAAAUAAGGUUGUCAACAAGCAGCUGUGUUUUAUUUCUCUUCAGCUCUUUUUUCAUCACCUGCACAGAGGCUUUCCAAGCUGAGACCUCAAAGUGACUGGACCAUAUACAUCAACAUUAUAGGCAUUAGAGCUACUUAUUAUUACUAUUGCUAUUGCUAUACAACAAUAUCCUAACAUUAGUUGACGAUCUACCUGGCUCACAUAUGUCAUAAAAAUAACAUUUUUAGCCAAGUGUUUUUAAUAUGUAGAUAAGGAAGUUAGAACAACUUGUCUUCAAAAUGCUUUAAAAAAUAACCAUUAAUAUACAGUAAAUAUGUUUCUUAAAGGGAGCCUAGUAAGAGUAAGUUGGCCAAACUGCUAAUGGUCAGACCUUGUUAAAGUGUGUCCAGUUCAAAACUGACCUGUUUCCAUUUGUUGCAGCCUUUCCUUCAGAUGCCUUCCAUUCCUUUGAAGGGGCUUUGGGUGACAGAGUGUGGCAACUAAAUUAGCACUGGUAAUUUAAAAUUAGAUUUUUUUCCUGUUUCUCUGGAUUGCACAGUUCUAAUUUAAACAUGUAUCUUACAUGUUGUAACCAUUGUUUAGAUUGUUAACUUAUAGGCUCCUGUAAGAAACUGUAUUCCAAAUUCAUUUAAGAAAAAUUACUAUUAAGUAGUUUUCACAGUAUAAAGUUACACACUGCCAAAUUUUUUGGAAAUUUUUCUCAUUCUUGUGGGGGACAGACUAAAAAAAUAAACGUGAAACAGUCAUAUAUUUGAAAUAUGAUUGCAAAGGGGGGAUAAUUGUGGUGACUACUUAUAUCCCCUUUGUCAUAAUACUAUAAAAGACUCAAAGACAUACCCCUUUCAAAAAAUGUAAUACUUUCCUUACUUCCCUGUAUAGAAUGACUGAGUAGGAGCCUCUUGAACUGUUCAUCUUCAUUUUAUCUAAUAUUGUCUUAAUCUCCAGGAAAAAAAAAACUGAUCAGGUUGAGUCUGGGAAAGGGUUUUUAAUCAACACUUUUCAGAGCUUAAAACUACCCCACCUAAAGCAUUAGCUUUGUGAGGUGGUUUGAGAUUUAAACCAUUGCAACUGCCAUACACUGUACUCAGAGGAUAUCCACCUACUGGAAGAUGUUGGAAGAGGGUAGCACAAAAUGCAUUAAGAGAGGUCCAAGAACAGAAACAGUUAUCAAAACAUUCCAGCAUUUCUCUGGAAAUCUGCUUUUUUAAAUGACAAUGAUAAUUUUUAAACCGUACCCUAGAUGGAAUGGAUGUUGAUUUAAUUGAUUCAUUUGGGUCAAUGUUUUUAAAGUUUCACACCGUUGCUUUCAUGAAGCAAUGUCUUUAGCAGUCAGUGGUUUGACAAAAGACUUCUCAGAUUUCAUCAGUGGGACCCUUCAUGACAUCUAAAACCGUGCAACCACCUCGCAAGGGUAACUUUGGGACUGGGAAAUCUCAAGACUCAUGUGACUGAUCGAAUGAAGAAUUAUUGGUAAUUCUCAGUAUUAAGGUUUGUAGGAACCAUAAUGGAAAAUGAAUCGCAAAACCUUAAGAGUUGCUGUUUAGAGAAAAUUGUCCUCAAGGUUUGAUCACUACCUGGACAUCAUAGAAUGGCCAGUAUUUUCUUGUAAAUGUAAAACUUAGAAGAUGAAAAUUUUACUUAAUCCUUCAUAUCUUUCCAAGCAACUUUUCCUGGCCCUUUGCCUUGAAGUUUGUAAAACCUUUCAUUAUACUCUUUGUAUUUUUGAAACCGAAUAUUGUCUAUGUCACUGUGAAGCGUGUUUCUAGGAAGAAAUGUAUGAAGGUCCCACACCUGCCUGUCCAGGUCACUCAGCUUUUUCUCCUGUGGCUGUUACACUGGGUGACAUACGAAACUCUCAUAGAUAAAAUGAUAUUGAACUUACUUUGUGCCCAAAACAAAGAAUCUGAAGUGAAAGACACCCAACACCCCAAGAACGAUAUGUCUCUUUAAAGUUUACGAUUUGAAUAAUGAACUCAGAUGGAAAGUUGGCAGGAAAGCAAACCACGGCACACACAUCACAAACCAUUUUCCCUUUUCUGUCCAAUUUCAGAGUGCAUGUGUUUGUGAGUAUUUCACUAGAUCAGUGACAGCUCUUUAUUUGCAUAAUUAUAUGCUCUGGUCUGAAGAGAAAACUAACCCCCAAAUUUCAUGGGUCACCAGACUGCAACAAUCAAUGUUUUAUCACGUAUGUGAAGCAAAAUCUAAGAAGCUAUAUGAAGUUUCUUGGGGAGUUUUUACUCCUCAGAAAAUUAAAGAGUUUUCCUCUCCUGAAUAGAUUCAAAAAUCUUUCCAAGUCCUUUGUAACAGAAUUCUGUUUGAAGGCAAAACCAGAGAUUACCAUGUAGAUGUGACUACUGUAGACUCACUAACAUCGCUUCAAAGUGGCUUAAGGAGAAGAUUUUUGCUGCGCUAACACUUAAAAUUCCUCAUCCUAUGAGGAAAAAUUAUUAGUCAAAUUAUGAUUUGCCAAAAUGAAGUCCAAAAUAAUUACCAUUGACUAUAGAGUUCAUUUCCUUUCUUAAAAUACCUGAUGGUUUUUUAAGAUCAAAUAGAAAACUUUAUGUAUAUAAGCAUCUAUAUGUCUCAUAUAGACUUAGCUUUAUAUAGGAUACUUAUGCCUUUCUGCUCAUUUCACAGACAACAUAUACAAUAUGUGUGUAUUUAGUCAGUGUCUAUAACAUAGGUGCUCUGUAUGUGCUGAUCUUCAUGAAAGUUUGAAUCUUUAUGAAAUAGAUUUUUCAUAUGGAAAACCCUCAAGGCAUUGCAAUAAAUAUUCUUAAAUGCUCCAAGCUUGUGCUGCCUCUGUAAAUAUCUGCUAGUAUGUAAUGUGUACUUGUGUGUAAGGUUGGCUUUAUUUCAUUAAAGAAAAUUGAUUUAAACUGCGAAUGUUUUUAGUUUUGUAGGCACUCUGCCAAUUUUGAAUACAAAAGAGCAUAGAGACACAUGCAAACCAUGAAUUGUUGUUGUUAUUGUUGUUUAUGGGGUCAUUAAAAUCCUGGAAAAUUC
Molecule: messenger RNA, 6848 nt
Organism: Microtus oregoni (creeping vole)
Lineage: Eukaryota; Metazoa; Chordata; Mammalia; Rodentia; Cricetidae
Gene: Arb2a
Product: family with sequence similarity 172 member A
Exons: 10
Coding region: 170-1282 (370 amino acids)
Biological process (GO): regulatory ncRNA-mediated heterochromatin formation
Cellular component (GO): nucleus
Molecular function (GO): siRNA binding
Source: RefSeq, a predicted model, not a curated record